GGGUGGGAGGGGAACUCCAGCGUUGCCGAAGCCGGGCGCACACAAGCGGCGAUGCUCCGCCAAACCAGCGCGGCGCCCACACUGUCGGAGAACGUAGCGCCCCACUAUCCGCCGCGGUGCCAGUCUUCGCGAGUCUUUCAACACUCGAAUGACCCCCCCUAUCUGCGGGGCUCUCUUGGCCGCUGGUGUGCCUCCUGCGGGACCCUGAAACUUCAGGCAGGCAACAACAUGAGUUCAUGAGCUGGGGGUGCUGUCAAAGGAGUGUCGGUGAGUUGCUGCAGUGCACCAUGGUCCAUAUUGGUGACACUGUGUAGCAGUAAAGGAUGGAGUGAAUUUUAAAGAUGGUGGAUGGGGUACCAGUCAAGAGCGCUACUGUGGCCUGGAUGGUGUUGAAUUUUUAAGUGUUUUUGAGUGUUGUUAGAGCUGCAGUAAUCCAGGCAAGUGGGGAGUAUUCCACCGCAUUCCUGACUUGUGGCUCGUAGACGGUGGACAGUCUUUGGGGAGACUGGACGUUUCUCCACACGGAGGUUAAAGAUGGAGUCCCUUCGAAGUUGGCGGACUCUCUGAGAUGGUCGGCGGGAGCACACAACUGGAUGCACUGGCGAAUGCGCGACGACCCGAGCCUCCCCGAUUCCAGCACUGUCCGCCUGACCAGCCCACCCACUUCCGCCCGUUCCGCAACCGAGAGCAAGAGAUUGUGAACCGGACCCUCCGCUUCCUGGACGAGAGUGGAUUUUACUGGGGCCCGCUUACUGUGGCUCAGGCUCAUGCCAUGCUGACAAUGGAACCAGUGGGCACUUUCCUCGUUCGGGACAGCUCUCGGGCCAACCACUUGUUCAGCCUGAGCGUCCGGGCCGAGAAUGGACCGGUCAGCAUGCGGAUCUUGUUUGAGAAAGAACACUUUUGGUUCAACGGUGCCUGCUUUGACUGCAUUCUGAAGCUCCUGGAGUACUGUGUGGACAGCACCCAGAUAAAGCCCUUCAGGUUUGACUGCGGGGUCUCGGUGGUAUUUUCCAAGCCCUUACGGAAAAACCCCAUCCUGAAUCUAAAGCAGUUGUGCAGGAAGAACAUAAUCGGCCAUUUUGGCAUUGAAAGCGUGCGGAAACUUCCCUUGGUGCCCCGGCUCCAGGAGUACAUGGAGGAAUUUCCGUUCAAACUGUAACCGAGGAAUCGCCAAAGUUUUCUGUUUGGUUUUGUGAAGCCCAGGCGUGAAAUAGAUCGCUGGCGGCAGUUGAGAGUUUUGGGGGAAGGAGUGCAUUCACGUGCAGUACGGAGCACAGGGCCUCCUGAGGAUACCACAAGCGCCCUUCUGGUUUCUGUGCUCCCUCUGCCCUGGCGAUGUGACGUAGGCGUGUCGUUGACUAGUGGAUGUAUAUACGGGCACUGUGCAGUCCAGGAAGGGCCCAUGCCCACAGCCAAGUGAGCUCUCCAGCACUUACUGCCUGAGCAAGGAGGCUGGGAAAAGACAGAUUUUUCAGUCAAUCAUUUCUGAAGGAUGUGCAGGCAUCAUUUUCAUUCUUUCAAAGAAGACUGUGUCUUUGGUUCCAUCUGUGAAGCCAGUGCUGAAGAUUAUUUAGUUGUGCAAAAGCAUUACAUUCUGCAGAAUGAAUUAUUUUUGUCAGAUGUUUUUAGUUUAUAUAUUCAUAUCUAUAUUUUAAUAUGUAACUAAAAAAAUGAUUGUACUGGUUGGAAUUUGGUACAGAAGGAGAGACUGUACAGAACAGAGUUGGUAAUGCUCCAUUUUAUCUUGCAGAUAUUUUCCUAUCAGCCAGCUCUUAGAUGUCAUGACGCAGCUCUGGGGCAGGUGGAAUUUGAGCCCUGGCCUCCUGGCUUAGUGGCAGGGUCGCCACUACUGCACCACACAAGAACCCCCAAUUCCAUCAGCUACUGUGUUGGAAUUUGAAACCAUGCCUCCAGGGUAUCAGUGUGAGAUUUAGAAUUGUUUUGACUGGGGAUGCCACAACUACUGUACUGUUCCCUGACCCGUUCCCCCAUUAGGGCAGCACCAUGGCUCAUAUGUGCUUCAUUGUGCCAGGCACCCAAGUUUGACUCCACCCUCGGGCGACUGUGCAAAUUCCACACAGAUUUUCUGCCUCUAUCUGCAUGGGUUUCCUCUGGGCCCGUUUACCUCUCCCGGUCCAAAGAUUUGCAGGUUAGAUGGAUUGGCCUUGUGCAUAGUGUCCAGGGAUGUGCAAGCUGGGUUGAUAAGCCAUGGGAAACUUGAUUAGGGCCAUGGGUCAGUGUGGGAUAUUCUGUGGAGGGUUGGUGUGAACUCGAUGGGCCAAACAGCCUGCUUCAACACUGUAUUGAUCUUGUACUAUGAGUGUUGCAGGCAUCUUUCAGGGAGCAGGAAGGCCAAAGUAUGUCAGGGGUCAGCUUCUGGCCUUGGCUAAAAAUCCCACCCGCACUCAUUACCUGAUCUAUUACGCAAAGAAGGGUGGCCUGGAUAGGCAAAUUAACUCCCGUCUUGCCCUGUCUUGCUACCCCAAUACCAAUGAAAAAACUCCUUAGCAUAAAUCUGCAUUUUUGACAACAGGAACGCAAGAACCAGCACAAAUGUAAAUAUAGUUUGGUAAAUGAAUCUGCCAUUCAGAAAGAAUCACCCAAUGAUCUCUCGAUUGUUGUAGUGAAAGUAUCUAAAUCUGCUCAGGUCACCACGCAGUUCAGUGGACCGUCCCUUUGAUUGGAUUUUGGGCCGAAACUCGCUCUGUGAUUGCUGUUAUUUGUCAGUGCGGAACCAUUGAUCGAUGCCACCUUGUUACUCUCUAUGGUUCCAUGCUUGUGGUUUGUUUAUUCAAGUUUGUCAAACAGCUUAGACUUUUCACACCAAAGCUGAGCUUGUUCCACUGUCUUGAUCCUGAGUGCACAUCAAAUCCCGGUUAGAAUUUAAACAGAAGAUUAAUCCUAACCUUUGCUGUCUCCAGUGAAUAUGGUGAGCUCACUUGUAGCCAAUCAGCUUUUUGGUACUCAAAUUUUUAUUUGAAAGGUAUUUCUUAAUAAAGAAAGGAAAUAGUUGUUUGAAACAAGAUGUUUCUUAUUGAUUUAUUGCAAGUGUUGAGGUUAGUAAUGGGGAUGCUAGUUCCAAUUGCAGUGAACAAUAACAAAUAGUUCUGAUGGCCUAGAUCAUGUGAUGCUCUGGGAGCCUAUCAUUUGGGAUUCAUAUGAUCAAUGGAUGACUUGACUGAUGUCCCAUGGAUGUUAGAGUUGUCCUUUUAACUCAGUUCUUAAUGCAGAUGGGAGGAAAAGUUAGGUUUGGGGUCCAAUAUUUACUGGGUGAGAGGAACUUGUCACUUCCACUUUGGUUCAAUUCAACCCCAAUCAGACCAGUUUUAGGUAAAGAAAAUCAAGUCAUUUCUACACUUUGCAUUCUUGGGAGAGACUGCCAAAAAACUGUCUUGUUCCUGAGUAGGUGACAACCCUGAGAGAGAAUGAUUGGUAUCUAUUGGGCUAUGGGGUAGCCUCCAGGCAAUCAGGGAUGAUUAACAGACAGUCAGAGAGGCUCACAUUCCACCACAGAAUAAAAGAAUAGCUUGUGCGAGUUCUCUCCGAUGUGUGCUUGAUACUGUAGAAAUUCAUAUUGUAGUUUGAAGGUAUUGCAGUUUUUGCAACUUGGUUAAAAAUUUGAUGUAUUUGAAAAGAGCAGUGUCUGGCUUACAUAGUGGUUCCUCCUUCCUUUUUGUUUUGUCACUUCUUGGUGUGUUGAAUGUUGAAUUUGCACACAUCCAUAACAGAUCAGAUGCAAUUUCAAAAUUCCCUCUAUCAUCCACUAACACCGGCCACUGAUGACUGCUUUCCUGAAGAUCUCGUUCUCCAUGUUCAGCAACCAUGUGCUCUUUCUGAAUCAAUAUGCAUCAAGAAAAGCUGCACUCAACUUUGCUCCCGGGUCUCAUGAGUCAGUGAGCAUCCAACUCCAUGAUGACUAUUGAUGAGCUGUGAGAAAAUAUAUCUAUCUACUCCGUAUUGGUAGGGCCAGAUCUCAGGAUCCUCAUCUCACCAUGCCCCCGUCUGCUUUUCAAAGUUGUCCAAACUUUCUUGAACAAAUGAGGCCCUAUCCCUUAGUUUUGGCCUAAGCUGGCUUCAAUAAUAGUCAGAGAUGAGGUGUUCAUACUGACCUGGGUACUUUGAGGAGGUGAAAUUUAGUUAAGAUUAACCCUAUAAGUUUGUUUUUUUAAAAAUUGUUUCAUGGGAUGUGGAUGAAGCUGAGUUAUCCAUCCCUAAUGAGUCAACUGCAUUGCGAUGGGUCUGGAGUCUCAUAUAGGCCAGACCAGGUAAGGACAGCAGAUUCCCUUUAAAGGCAUUAGUGAACGAGACUGAUUUUUACAACAGCUGAGAGUGGCACAUAAUGGUUAGCUUUUCAUUCCAAUUUUAUUGAAAUUAAAUUUCACCAUCUGUCAUGUGGGAUUUGAAUCCAUGUCCCCAGAGCAUUAGCUGAGGGCUCUGGGUCACUAAUCCAGUGAUGUCACCAUAAUGCAAGAAGCCACAAUAGGGAUGUGAGAAAGAAACAGACAGCAUAGAUCUCAGCUAUUGCCUAGUUUAAACCACUUUCUAGUUCUGAGGAAGGGUCACUCUGAUUUCUCUCCAUAGAUGCUGUUAGACCUGCUGAGCUUAUCUGGCUAUUUCUGUUUUUGUAACGGUGCAGACUGACUGUGCUUUUGCAUGAGGGUGAUUUGGAGGUAGUAAAAGCAUAGGCCAGGGAUGACAGGAAAGUUUUGUUGUCAUUCAUUGAGUGCACACCCGAGUGGAUGAACGACCCUAAAAUGGUAAGAAUCUUACAGCGAAGAGGGAGCCCAUUCAGACCACUGUGUCUGUGUCUGCCCUUGGAGAGAGCUGGCCACUUAAGCUCAUUCUCCUGCCUUUUCUCUCAACUUGUCAAUUUCUUUUGUUCUUUGAGCAUCCACUUUCAAGUAUCCACCUCCACUUUGAGAGCUGUUUUGGGCCCUACUUCCACCAGUAUUGCUGACCAGGCAUUUGCAGCUGAACAACCGUAUCAAUUGGAAAGCCAAUUUCCUCCCCCAACCCCAAUUCUUUUGAUGAUGUGGAACUGUACACUCCAAUUUCCAGAACAGUUGCACCCAAAUUUUCUGAUGCAGGUCGAACUGUACAUGUUUAAGAAUAGGAGUAAACCCAUUACCUUACAGCUUGAUGCCACAUGAGAACUGAACUGUCAUGUUGCCGACAAAUUCCAGAAAAGACACUACGAAUCUCAUGUAAACCAGACACUGCUGUUCAAAAAAAGAACCAAAUAUUUUAACAUGGUUGUUUUGUUUGAUAUAUUGUUUGUAAUUCAUUACAAAUCAAGUUUCCCUUUGCACCAAGUGCAACUUAGCUGCUCUGUUUUAUUGUAUCAUUUAGCA
Stegostoma tigrinum is the source of this 5354-nucleotide messenger RNA. RefSeq names its product suppressor of cytokine signaling 1-like. The transcript is spliced from 3 exons. Gene Ontology annotation, biological process: phosphatidylinositol phosphate biosynthetic process; intracellular signal transduction. The record is from RefSeq and is a predicted model, not a curated record. Lineage: Eukaryota; Metazoa; Chordata; Chondrichthyes; Orectolobiformes; Stegostomatidae. Gene Ontology annotation, cellular component: phosphatidylinositol 3-kinase complex. Gene Ontology annotation, molecular function: 1-phosphatidylinositol-3-kinase regulator activity. The coding region runs from base 569 to 1162 and encodes 197 amino acids.